AUGAUGUCCCUUCAAGAAUCAAGUCUGAAAGCUUUGCCAAACCCAGGGGAGCAAGCCAGAAAGGUUUUGCCGCCAUGGCAUAUGGUACGCAUUGCCGUUGAAGAACGGGACUGCAAUGAGAUGAGAGACAGGUUCAGAGAGGAACACAAACUUCGUUUUCGGUACGUACUUAUUGAAUUGCGUGUGUUAGAAGACUUAAACUGGACCCUGCCCUUGUUUCCCAGCCACGUGUGGUGGCUACAGCGAAGUUAGCUAGAGGCGUGGAUUGUUCUGUUUAGAGAGACGCUUAUGGACAUAAGGACAUUAAGAGAUCUUAACUGGCCGUUAUCCAUGAAAAUUUAUUUUGCCAACUUUCUCCAUUCAUUUAGACCAAUGUUACAAAUCGUAGAAGCAUACCGAGGUGGAAACCAAAACGGAAUGUGGCCCGUAGCACUGUUUGUACGUUUUAUUAACCGAGCAUACAGCGAUGGAAAUUUAUACAGACAUUGACCCGCGUAUGCGUUUAUCGCAUUUAAUAUCCAUGCAAUGGCAGAUAGUUAAGUCAGUAAAGUGUUUCAGUAAUUAGUAGCUUUCAUUUAGUUCAAUGGUAAAAACUAAUUAUGUAUUUGUAUGUAGAUCGUCACUUGACCUCAUUCGACUGGUCCCAGAUGUCGAUUGGAGGCCCUUAUUUACAGUCUGGUUUUUGAAUUUUAUUUAGAGAAACCCUGGAACGGCUACCUUUUAUCAGAGACUUAGAGUGGACACCGCGCAUGAAAAUUCUUUUUCUGCCAUUGUGAAAACGUGUGUUUUUGUUGUUUAUUGUAGAAGUGUUGUGCAAAACAUAAGAAGGUGGAAAAAGAUGACGUAUUGUCCAUUUACGAAAUGGUUGAAUUUUUACAAAAUAUAUGUAGUCAUUGUGAAAGAAUGUUUGAGUUUGUUCUACCAUUAUAUGGUUUAAUUUUGAGGUGGAAACACGAAGAGGUAGACACAAAUUGGGAACACAAGACCCUUUUGAAAUGGUAUAUAAAGGGGCAUCGAUUAUUCAAAGACUAGGACGGUAAACGAAUGGUGUAUUUUUUAUUUUCUAGACCAACACUUGUGAAACUGAGAGUGUUACCUGGUUGCCCCGUUACAUCGUGGGUCUAUACAGGGGAAACAUGCAGUAGUUGCGAUCUAAGAAUUGGACUAUUUGGAAUCUGUAUUGAAGACUGGCUUCUAUUUAGGACUCGGUCAGAAGACUUUGACCUGUUUGCAGCCUAUGUCAAAGUUUGUAGAGUGUAUGCAUCAUUAAUCGAAAGGUACCCCUUUGUACUUCCAGAAGAACAAUAGAGGAAAUCGGAGAAAGAGCUUUUUGUUUUCACACCCAAUGGGUCAAUACAAGUACUGACGAACUGUGUGCCCAAGGUUUAAGGAUUUUAACUUCAAGAUUAAUUAUAGAUGACCAUAUUGAUUUGAACUACUGGAAAUAUUUAAGGGCAACAGCCAAAUACAGACGAAAAGCACAUGAAACUUGUUUUGUAUUGUAUGAAACUUUAUUUGAAGAAUGGAUUGAAAUGGGCGGGGAAGUUUAGCUUCCACCACAAGUUCCGCUUGUAAUAGGUAUUUUAAUAAAGAGUGUUGAAAGAGUGUAAAAGUAAUCGGCUCCAUAAUUAACUGGGAAAUAAGACGGAGUAAUGGAUAUUAAAUUAGAAAGGGAAAAAGAAAAUAAGACUUACCGUAAAAACUCGUGUAUAAGCCGCACCUUUUUGCCGAAAUUUUGAGUCAAAAAUCGCGGGUGCGGCUUAUACACGAGACCAUUGCUCUCAAAGGGAGUAAACUGGCUUGUAGGGGUCACAAAUUGAACUGAAAACCUUCAGUAAAUAAAGAUUAAACAUAUUGAAACCUGUCGUUGAUCAUUGCUUUCAGUAGAAGUGGUGGCUCCUAAAGGAGCCGUUUGUUUGCAUCUUCAGGUUCUAUACCUGAAUCUUGCUCGCCAGUAGUUCUUUUAAGCGUUUCAUCUGCGCUUUGUUUGAGCAGUUAAACUCUAACUGGCACGGAAUCUCCAUUCCUCCGCACAGCUGCUUACAGUGUCGUCUGCGACCGAUCACUUCAACGCUGAUUUCCCCACUACGUGCAAGAAAAUACCACGCUAUUCGAGAGAAUUCGCGAGGCAAAUGGCCGACCGUUUCGUCGUCCUUCACUACUUUCACGGCGUGUUUGUCCAUUGGGUUGUUAAACUCUCGUUUAGCAACUCUCGUUUCUCUGGUGUCCAGACUUCCCUCGUCAAAUAAACGCGUGGUUACUAAGCAAUCGUUUUGUAGCAUUCUCCAGCGCUUCAUUUUCGUUACAUCGUUCCAUUUUCAUUUCAACUGUGGGCUUUAGCAAUGAAGAGAACUGUUGUCUUUCGCAGGAAAUGGGGAAAUUGAUUAAAGAGAACCUUUUAAAAGGUAUUUUCAGAGUUGAUUAACUUAUUUAAAAUGUCACUGCAAAUACACAACAUUAAAUUUCCUCAAGUUUAUUUGUGAACAUUUUGAUGCGCAAACAAACGAUCACCUUUUUUACAAAAGCGUAUUUUUGGUUUUUUUUUUUUCAAAAUCAUGCUUGAAAGUUGGGGGUGCGGCUUAUACACGAGUGCGGCUUAUACACAAGUUUUUACGGUAACAUCACGUAUGAGGAAAAGAACAUGAAAGAAAAAGUAAAAAAAAGGUUGAAAGAAAAAAGCGAAAGGUCAUUGCGUGCAAGCAAAAAGAGCGAGUAUUAGUCACUGACGUCAAACAAGAUUGCCGCCUAAUCCCCGAAAACAAAGGGUGAACAUUGGGUUCAUUUUGCUAGCUCAGCAAAAGUAAUGUCCCGCGUUUUUAGAAAUAAGCAAUUUGCUUACCGGCAGAACGAAGGUGAAAUAGUAAUUGCGUCAGCAAUCUUGGCAACAAUGAGUACUUACGUCAAUGGAAAGAGCCCACCUCAGCAACAAAAUUAUUUCCCACGUGUACAAUACGCUUCAGCGAGUUUGUAUGCAAAUGAAGCCUGAACACAUCAAAGGCCAAUAUUGCCUUUUGUUUCAGCGAUUAUAAAGGAACGACAAUUUGCCCACAAUCGUUCAUUCAGUGCCAAGUGUCUUAGAGUCUUGAGCAAUUAGCCAUCACAAUGAGUCAACAUUGUCAAAGUGUAAGUUCUAAUUCAGCUAAGUUAUUGCUUGAAAAUGAACCAAGAUUUAUCAAAUGAAGGUAAGAUUGUUUAAUUACCCGUUGCGUAAAACAAAGUGUUUAAAACGAAGCAGAAAGCAGAGUGCCUAAAUGCUGUCGUAUAUACAGCUCAUCAGCUACAACGGGGAUGGCGUUCAAGAGCCAGCCUCAAUAGAAGCAAUGGAUAGCGACAUUGAAGGUAAAUUGUGUUAAUGUUUGGUGUAUUAUUAACCGAGCGUCAACAAAAAGUAUUGUAGGCGAAAGUGUAAGUAAAAGACAGAAUUAUAACUGCGAACGGUGUUAACGGUGCGUAAACAAAGUGAAUGCAGAAACUUAUUUUUACGGAGCAAAGCAUACCUUAUUAUAGGAAAUUAACACUCCAUGAAAUUAAGGUAUUGGAAAUUAAUGCGACUUAAAUUGACACGAAUUUAAUUGAAAACGACUUUCGAAUAAAGAAAAUUAACACGAAAGAGGACGUAGAAUUUCACAAUAAAGGAAAUUAAUGCGCAGUAAGACAGUUGGUGGUGACAACUGGAACAAAUUUAUUUCAACACUGCAUGCAAAAAAAAAUCAAAACUGAACAAAACUGAGCUGACAUCACUUCUGACAGCGACAACGAUGAAGAUGAACUCGAAAUAUUGUAAACCUUUGCCUUAGCUUUUGUGAAAGGUGGAAAAUAAAGGGUAAAUGGAAAGAAAGAAAGCCUUUAGUUAAUGUUUUUUAGCUGUCAAGAAUGUUAGGUUUUUAAAUUAUAACCGCAAACUGAGUGAACUGGAAAGGUAGAUUUCAAUUAAAACACAAAAAAUAACAGUAAUUCGAGCAUUUUGAAGCGUAAAGAAAAUGUAGGCUUAAUUAGCAAAAACAACCAAGCGUUAAUGCAGGCGUUUUGUUUUUAUGUUUAUAUAGCCUUAAUGAACGAAGAUGAUGAGAAUCUGUUGUCUGCCUUCCGCCUCUUCGAGCAACUUGGGGGGAAUCCACUUUCCCAGGCAAAAGUUACACCAGUGGGAAGAAACAGAUCGUUUCGUGGCAUUGUAGACCAAAAGAAAUAUAGGCUUACUUUACAACAACUGCGAGAUGCGCAAAAUGAACCACUAGGGGAAGCCAUCACCGAAGCUCUAAUUCAGGGGUUGCAGAGGGUGGUGGAAAACGAGGGUUCACCUUUGUGA
Molecule: messenger RNA, 4306 nt
Organism: Porites evermanni
Lineage: Eukaryota; Metazoa; Cnidaria; Anthozoa; Scleractinia; Poritidae
Source: the annotation of a GenBank genome assembly